Danio aesculapii is the source of this 1173-nucleotide messenger RNA. RefSeq names its product prostaglandin F2-alpha receptor-like. Gene Ontology annotation, biological process: positive regulation of cytosolic calcium ion concentration; adenylate cyclase-activating G protein-coupled receptor signaling pathway; inflammatory response. NCBI's taxonomy places the organism in Eukaryota, Metazoa, Chordata, Actinopteri, Cypriniformes, Danionidae. Gene Ontology annotation, cellular component: plasma membrane. Gene Ontology annotation, molecular function: thromboxane receptor activity; prostaglandin F receptor activity. The coding region runs from base 1 to 1173 and encodes 390 amino acids. The record is from RefSeq and is a predicted model, not a curated record. The transcript is spliced from 2 exons.
AUGUCUCAUAACAGAUCAGCUGGAUGUUUGAUGUCAAGCAAUGUGUGUAACGGGAGCUGUCCCAAAAGAGAAGUGUCUGUGACCUCGACUGGCAUCUCAAUGACAGUGGGCAUCGUUUCCAACACGCUGGCCCUCUUCAUCCUGAUCAAAGCCUACCACAGGUUCCGAUACAAGUCUAAAGCCGCCUUCCUCCUUUUUGCUAGCGGUCUGGUGGUCACCGACUUUUUGGGACACCUGAUCAAUGGCUCUCUGGCUCUCUACGUUUACGUGUCCCAGAAAGAAUGGGAAACAUUUGAAAAUCACAAGUCUCUGUGCGACUUCUUUGGAGUUUGCAUGGCUUUUUUCGGCUUGACUCCUCUGCUGCUGGGGUGUCUGAUGGCAGUGGAGCGAUGCAUCGGAGUGACCCGUCCCCUUUUCCACACCACAGCACUGGGGUCCCAUCAUGUGAAGAGGCUGCUGGGUGUCACCUGGCUCCUGGGUCUGCUGGUGGCCCUCCUGCCUGUCCUAUUCCAGCGUUCGUACCAGGUGCAGCGCUCAAGGAGCUGGUGCUUCUUCCGCCUGCAGGGCCCACGGGACUGGAUGGAUAUGCUUCUGCCCAUAUUAUUCUCUGCUCUGGGUUUGCUGGCUCUCCUCGUCUCACUAUUGUGCAAUACUAUGACUUUUCUCACUCUCCUGCGGAGUAGGGUACAACUUGACCGAAAUAAUCAUCGCCAUAGUCGUAAGGCAUCACACCAUUCGGAGAUGGUCUGUCAGCUUUUGGCAAUCAUGCUGGUCUCCUGUGUGUGCUGGGGACCAAUUUUGAUAACAGCCAUCAUCUUCAGCCUGCAGGAUCGCGGUGAGGAUCAGACAUCAUACACUCAUAUGCUGCUGGUUGUACGUAUGGCGACAUGGAACCAGAUUCUCGAUCCGUGGGUCUACAUCCUUCUACGCAAAGCUGUUUUGAGGAGACUUUUUAAAGUGGCGUUGAGACUUUGCAGUCGUCACUUGAAAUUUACAUUCCAGUGGCAGAGCAGCAAUCUAGGGAGCUCCACCAUGGAGGCCAGUAGUUCGGUGAUCAGCAGACCAGACUUCAUCCCCCUGGAUGGAAAUUUCCUACCAGACACUGCCAUUAAGUCAACUCACCUCCCUCGAGCCUCACUGGGGGAAACAAGAUCACAAUUCACAGAUAUUUAA